CGCGCUCGUCGGCGCCCUGUCGAGUCGAGCCCGCAUCUCGCCCGAUCGAGAGCGAGCGCAUCCGCGCGCCGGGGAGAGCUUUGCUUUCGGUGGUCUGUAACGACUCAACGACGACGGCAGGCGGUAGAUAAAGGCGCGCGAUGUGCGACGCGGCGCCGAGGUACAGGGGCGUGCGGAAGCGGCCGUGGGGCCGGUUCGCGGCGGAGAUCCGGGACCCGGCGAAGCGCGCGCGCGUCUGGCUCGGCACCUUCGACUCGGCCGAGGCCGCGGCGCGCGCCUACGACGUGGCCGCGCGGGCCCUGCGCGGCCCGCUCGCCAGGACCAACUUCCCCGCGCUCACCACCACCUCCCGCCGCCCCGCGCCCACGUGCAGCUCCGGCUCCACCGUCGAGUCCUCCAGCGGGCCCCGCGCCGGGGACCCCAGGGCCAGGGCGGCGCAUCGCGGCCGUGCUGCUGCGAAGCCGCGGCGGCCCCCACGGCAGGCGCCGCCGCCGCCCACCGACGCCGACUGCCACAGCGACUGCGCGUCGUCGGCCUCCGUCGUGGACGACGGCGACGACGCGUCCACGGUCCGGUCGCGCGCGCGCCCGUCGCUCGAUCUCAACCUCCCGGCGCCGCUCGACUUGGACGGUGGCCACGACCUCGGGUUCUGCACGGACCUGCGGCUCUGUCUCUGAGCGAUCGGAAUCGGAUCCACGGACGAGGCGGAUUCUGCUUUGACUUGUCGUGAGCUUGUAGCAGUAGUGCCAUGUACUACGCGAUACGAAUGGCAAUAGAAUUGGAUGAUGGUUCCUUUUC
This is a messenger RNA of Zea mays, 798 nucleotides long. RefSeq lists its product as uncharacterized. The record is from RefSeq and is marked provisional. Lineage: Eukaryota; Viridiplantae; Streptophyta; Magnoliopsida; Poales; Poaceae. Gene Ontology annotation, biological process: regulation of DNA-templated transcription. The transcript has a single exon. Bases 141 to 677 code for a protein of 178 amino acids. Gene Ontology annotation, molecular function: DNA-binding transcription factor activity; DNA binding.